This is a messenger RNA of Oppiella nova, 548 nucleotides long. NCBI's taxonomy places the organism in Eukaryota, Metazoa, Arthropoda, Arachnida, Sarcoptiformes, Oppiidae. The record is from the annotation of a GenBank genome assembly.
CUUGUGAAUAUAUCACUAAGGAUAUUUGAUGUUGAUAAGAUUAUUAAUAAACUAAGCAAAUGUUUUCAUUAAAUAUAGUUUUGCUGUUAACUGUGUAUCAAAUUGGCAGUUCAAUGGGACUUAUCGAACUGUGCCUUUAUGGUAAUAUCGGAAUAAAUUGUAAAAAUAUGAACCACGAUCAGCAACAAAACCUGCUAAUCGAGAAUUUACAAUUGAGUGUGAAAAAUUUGACGAAUGACCUAGUUCCAAUAGGGUUCAUAUACACUCAGUACCCAAAUCAAGUCGAGCCUGCUGAAAAAUGGCCUAGAUACUCGUGGGAGGAGGUCACCGUUGAAUACUCGGGGCAAUUUUUCCGGGCUGAGGGCGGUGAUAGUCUAGAAUUUAAUGGCGGGUUUCAAGAGGAUAAUUCACCCAGAUUAGUGGCCGCCGAACGAUUUUGGAAGGGUAAUUUUUCGAAUUUACCGGAUUCGAUUGUUCAUUAUAAGCCAGUAAUUGAACUUACGCCUGGUGAAUGGUCCCCGCGCAUUUAUACUGGCGAUACCACUAAU